Molecule: messenger RNA, 977 nt
Organism: Amorphotheca resinae ATCC 22711
Lineage: Eukaryota; Fungi; Ascomycota; Leotiomycetes; Helotiales; Amorphothecaceae
Exons: 6
Coding region: 122-934 (270 amino acids)
Source: RefSeq, a predicted model, not a curated record
ACACGCUUGAUUUCUGAUUUGAACCCAAUCGAAGACGCCUGCUGACGAUCAGAGAGGUUGGACCUUCAUAUAUUUCUAUAAACUAGGUUCUAGUCUUGGGAAUAAUAGGACACCAUUCAGGAUGUCGGACUUUCCACCCAACUGUGUUGCUUUCGUGACUGGGGCUGCCUCUGGAAUUGGUCUAGCAGUAGCUCAACGCCUUGUGGCCGACGGUGUCAAAAACAUAGCAAUCGUAGACAUUACACAUGAACGGCUUCUCCCAGCCGUUUCAUCACUCGCUGCCAUUGACCCCUCUGCCACGGUACUUCAAAUCGGAGCAGAUUGUAGUCAAGAAGCGGAAGUUGAAGCUGCUGUUUCCAAGACCGUCGAAACUUUCGGAAGACUGGACGUUUGCUUCAAUGCAGCAGGCAUGUCUGGGGAUAUCAAACCGAUGGCAGAGCAGAGUUCUAGCAACCUGGAUAACGUUCUAGGGUUGAAUCUGAAAGGCGUUUGGUAUUGCCAAAGAGCGCAGAUUAAGCAGAUGUUGAAGCAGGAGAUGAGAGAUGUGACAACGGGCUUGAAGCUCCAGACGAGAGGGAGCAUUAUCAACGUUGGAUCGUUGACCAGCCACCUUGCCAUCAACAAUAUUAACCCUUACAUUAUCUCCAAGCAUGGAGUUCUUGGACUGACCAGAGCGGAUGCAAUGGACUAUGCCGAGAAAGGCAUCAGAAUCAACUGUAUCUGCCCAGGAUGGAUCACGACUGGAAUGACUCAGCACAUGUGGAAGGAUGGAGUUAUGAUAUUCGGUGAUGUUGCUGGAAGGGCGCCAAUGAAGCGAUGGGGUUUACCGGAAGAGGUGGCAUACACAGUGAGCUUUUUGGCCAGCGACAGAGCUAGCUUUGUUACUGGCACUGCUAUUGAUAUAGAUGGUGGACUUGCAGCAGCAGCCUCUUGAUUGUCUCGUCUCAGUGAGAGGCCAUAUGCAAUAUAUGACUGUU